GACAGGGUUAGAUGGAGGCACAUGAUUCGCUGUGGCGACCCCUGAAAGGGAGCAGCUGAAAGGAGAAGAAGAAGAAGAAGAUAUCUGCAGAACUGCAACUCCAUCUGAAGUCUGAACUGAACUCUAAACACACAUUAAGAGCCUUUGUAGCUUUUGUGGAUACAUUUUAGUUUAUACAUGUCAAUCACUGAAUCUGUCGAUCAAUGAACCCAUAUGGGCCUCGGCAAUAAAAUGGGACUGGCUUGCAGGUUCGCAGUUUUCCCGCGGAAUGGGGCCGCAGGUGGAAUAUUUUGUCCGCUUGCUGGUUAGACCUAUUUUGCAUGCAAAUUACAUACAAAUAACUUCAAAUAAAAAUCCAUAUUUUAAAUUAAAUGAUUUAUUUAUACCCAAAUCCCACCAAACUGACUCCAGACCAGCACACAUGGACACGUCACACACACACACGAUGUGCCUCAUGCAACUAGCGAGCUAGCUAGCAACCCCAGGCAGAAACAUGACGUAAGUAUAUGAGUAAAGUACAGUGAAGCCACACGAUGACGUGUUUCAGUUCAAAUAAAGCAAACACAUACGAAACAGGCAGGGAGGAAGAGGGAAGAAAGCAGCAGGUUAGUUUGUGCGUCAGUGAAUUGGUCUACACGUUUACAGAGUUAUAUUUUAUUUAUGAUAAUAUACUGUAACUAAUUACACAAGGCCAUUUUAGGACCUAGAUGAAAACUGCUUUUAACACUAAACGUUUAUGGUGUUACUUUGUAGAUGUUACAAUAUAUUUGGAAAUGAUAGCAAUGCUGUUUAUUUAUACAGCGCCAGUUCAUAACAGAAGUUAUGUCAUUGCGCUUUUCCUAUGGAGCAGGUCUGGACCGGACCCUAGGCUGGUUUUGAUUGGCCUUCGGGCUGGUUUUGUCACACAGACGUGGCAACCCUGCUGGGAUUCUUCUGUCCAGAAAAUAUAUGAGGCUGCAGCCGACACACAUGAAGAUGACAAAUGUUGUGUGCAACAUGUGAACUUGUUUUUCAUUGGCCAGUCAGCAAAGCAGGGGAGUAAAUGCUACGUUUAGGCUGCUUGUGAGAUUCUUUUAAAUCUCACCUGAGACCAGUGAAGCAGGUGUCAAGGUAAAGCUCAGCAAAUACAAAAAGUACUUUUUCAUAAUGAUGCCUUUGAACUAUUUGUUUUUAUUUUGGGGUAAACAUUGAGAAGUAAAUGUCUCGUAAUUUGCAAACUGUAGUUGUUUUGACACUUAAACAAGAAUGGCCGUUAAUUCAACUUCAUCUUAUUUCAUUCUUGAAGCUUUUGUGCAUGUAGGAAAUCUGAGAUACUUCUAUUUCAUGUUGACUGCACUGUUGUACGUCUUAAUAGUGUUUGCCAACACCUCUCUCAUCGUGAUUAUCUGUAUGAACAGAAGCUUACAUGAACCUAUGUACAUUUUUCUGUGCAGCCUGUUUGUGAAUGAGCUGUAUGGUAGUACAGGGUUGUUUCCUUUCCUUCUGGUUCAGAUUCUCUCUGACGUUCACACUGUUUCUGCUCCAUUUUGUUACCUGCAGAUUUUCUGCUUGUAUACAUAUGCUAAUGUGGAGUUGUAUAAUUUAGCCGUCAUGUCUUAUGACAGAUACCUUGCCAUCUGUUGUCCUCUGCAAUAUAACACAUAUAUGACAAUGAACAAGGUGUUUAUCUUCAUUAUAGUGAUAUGGUUGUACUGUGUUGUAAGAUGUGUGAUCAAUAUGUCCUUAAACAUCCGUUUGACACUGUGUGGAAACAUCAUGAACAGUUUGUAUUGUCAUAACUACCUUAUUGUAAAACUGGCGUGUUCUGACACCAAAGUGAAUAACAUUUAUGGACUUUUUGCUACUACCGUCUCCCUCUUAGUCCCUCUGCUUCCAAUCCUUUUCUCUUACACAAAAAUCCUUAAAAUUUGUUUGUCUGGCUCCAAACAGACCAGACAAAAAGCUGUCAGUACCUGCACACCUCACCUUGUGUCUCUGCUGAAUUUUGCCUUUGGGGCUUUCUUUGAAAUACUGCAGACCAGACUUGAUAUGACCGAUGUUCCCAAUGUGUUACGAAUCAUUUUCUCAUUAUAUUUUACAAUACUGCAACCACUUUUGAAUCCUAUCAUGUAUGGAAUGCAAAUGUCAAAAAUACGAAAAACAUAUAAAUAUGCUUUCUGUCGCUUUCUGGUCACCGGUCACAGAGAUCCGCUGUAGUUUUAGGACAAGUAUCAGUAGAGAUUUUCUUUAAAUAAAACAUGCAGAAUCCAGAGUGGUUUGUUGCAAUAACUGGUAAUUAAUUUAAACAAAAUAUGGAAAGUUAAUAGUUCAGACAGUAUUUGGUGGGAAAUAACUAAACUAACAUCAAAUACACUGUGAAACUUUGUGAAAACUUUAAGUUAGUGAAACAUGCGACACCCUCUGUCCUUAGACCCUCGAUCCAGACAAGUAAAAACACUAAAAAAGAAACUAUUUUAAACAGGGUAGAAACCUCGGGAAGGUUCUGAGGCAUGGCAAUAGGUGUCAUCUUCACAGAGUAGACAGACUCCAUGCAAUGUGGAGAAACACAAUGACUAUAUUUAGUACAAACAUAUAAUAGUGAGUAAAUAUUUAGGGUAAUAAGCUGCAGAGUGCAAAAGUGCAUUGAAAGUUUUUCAGCAGAAUUAUCUGUUGACUGUAUGGACGUAACUUGUUAUCCACCCACUGAAAGUGAAUUUCAUUAUUACGAGAAUUAUAUAUGAGUUCAUAUUUGAAAGAUGCUCAGAUUACAUAAAAGUAGCCUGAAGGUUAAAGGCCUGGUUUGUGUUGUGGCAAUGAACUUCAGUCUUUCUAAGAGAUUUCACUGGACCAAACCUUGCACAACAAAAUACAUAAGAAAAUAGAUCUUUUCUACAACACAAGUACAGUCGAAGGACACUCUAUUGCUGCAGUUUCAAUAUUUCUACUAUAUUUCAUCAACUUCAUAUUAAAAAAAAAACAAAUUCAA
This is a messenger RNA of Siniperca chuatsi (mandarin fish), 2965 nucleotides long. Its product is annotated as olfactory receptor 10A3-like. Gene Ontology annotation, molecular function: olfactory receptor activity; G protein-coupled receptor activity. The coding region runs from base 1246 to 2196 and encodes 316 amino acids. NCBI's taxonomy places the organism in Eukaryota, Metazoa, Chordata, Actinopteri, Centrarchiformes, Sinipercidae. Gene Ontology annotation, cellular component: membrane. The record is from RefSeq and is a predicted model, not a curated record. The transcript has a single exon. Gene Ontology annotation, biological process: G protein-coupled receptor signaling pathway.